UCCACCUUCGUCCGCCUUGGGCCUCACCACCGAUUGGACAUAUAUAAGUGUCACGGGCCAGGACAACUUUACAAUUGCAUCUGAUCGCAGCUAAUAACGUUCAGCCAUGAAAUACGGAGUGCUCUGUUUGCUCGCCCUGGUGGCGGUCACCUGCGUGUCCGCGCGGCCUGAAGAAGACAAACCAGCAACUAAAUACACGAACAAAUUCGACAACAUCGAUAUCGAUCAAAUUCUGAAAAGUGAUCGUCUGCUGAGCAACUAUUACAAAUGUUUGAUGGACGAGGGAAGGUGCACUCCCGAGGGUACCGAACUGAAACGAGUUCUGCCCGACGCUUUGGCCACCGAGUGCAGCAAGUGCACAGAGAAGCAAAGAGAAGUGACCGAGAAGGUCGUGAAGUUCCUGGUGGAUAACAAGCCGGAGAUGUGGAAGAAACUGUCGAAGAAAUACGAUCCCGACGGCGUGUACAAGAACAAGUACGAGAAGGAAGCUGGCAAGCACGGCAUCAAAGUCUGAUGAUCACCGGAAACGCGACAAGAAUGCUUGGGGAUCUUCGGUCCUUGGCGCGGCCUCGAAUACAAAUAAUUUCCCGGUGUAAAUUAUCGCCUGUAAUCAACGCAUAGUUAAAGUCGAAGUCGCUUGACAAUUAAUGAUCGGUCGUGACGCACACGCGUACAAGCGCGCAUAAGGCGAACAGAAUAGUAUUACGUCUGCGAACAGUGGACAAUGUCCUUCGAAGAAUCAACUCGACAUCGCGUGUCUAUCAAAUAAAGUAUCGCUAAACACAUUGUCUUCGUAA
Megalopta genalis is the source of this 797-nucleotide messenger RNA. RefSeq names its product chemosensory protein 3 (gene CSP3). Lineage: Eukaryota; Metazoa; Arthropoda; Insecta; Hymenoptera; Halictidae. The record is from RefSeq and is a predicted model, not a curated record.